Messenger RNA from Sesamum indicum (sesame), 1179 nucleotides. RefSeq lists its product as uncharacterized. NCBI's taxonomy places the organism in Eukaryota, Viridiplantae, Streptophyta, Magnoliopsida, Lamiales, Pedaliaceae. The record is from RefSeq and is a predicted model, not a curated record.
AUAACCUUAAAUUUUCAAUUAACACAAACACACACAAUGGGAGGCGGAGCGAUGAGGGUCGCGGCCAAGGUGGCGGGGAUCACCGCCGCUUCGGGUGGUCUUCGCGGCAUCGCGGCGGAGCACUAUUCGGUCUCCUCUGCCGCCCGAAGGGCCGCUUCCAUCCGUCCUCCGGCGGCCACCGUGGAGGAUGUGAAGCUUGUGACUUCGCAGGUGGAGGCUGGGGUGCAGAGGCCUUGUUUGGAGAUGGAUGAUUGGGUGUUCGCUGGUGGGGAGGAGGAGGCUGUGGUUGGGGUCGCUGACCCGAUGCCGAGGGUUGUGUUUGGCGGGGUGCCAACUCUUCAGGAAGCGAGAGAGGCCACUUCUGAACUCACGGCUGCUCUUGACAAGACCUAUCUCUCAUCACCCAAUUCAGUUGGAUGUGAGGGUUCCUUUGUGGGAGAUCACGGGUCUAGUUCCCCUCUUUCAGACAAACAGGCUGCAGAGACCAAAGCUUGUGUGACCACUGGCAUUGCUGUUGCACCUGCAGUACCAGCCCCUGCGAUUAUGGCGUUUAGGUUUUUAAGUGAAAGCUCUGCGGCCCAGAAUGUUGUUGCUUCUAUUGCCUGUGAUCCAAAUGUUUGGAAUGCGGUGUUACAAAACCAAGAGCUUCAGGAGUUUCUGCAGUCACAGAAGACAUCCUGCUCGAGCAUGAAUCUGAAUUUGGAGUUGGUUGCAGAUACUGAUAAUCUUGAUCAGGCAAAAACAUUUAAUGACUCAUCCAAGCAUGCCAGUGGAUAUAAGGAUUUUCUUCAGAAGAUCAGGUGUACUAUCGUUGGUAUGAUGAGCGGCUUGUCUGAUUUCUUCCAAAAUUUCUUUGGAGGUAAGGGAACGAAUAGAGUGGUUGUGGAUUCUGAUGGAACUGCAAGAGUAACUGGGGACACUUGGAUGGAAGCAUCUUUUAUGGGUUUAGCAGUCAUGGCCAUACUGGUGAUUGUGCUGAAACGAGCGUAAUCAUCAUUUGCAAGCUGAGUCUUGGAAUUUGUCGAAGCUAAAACCAAGGGUGUACCUUGUUGCUUUCCUUACCUAGUUCUAUGUCCAUUACUUCUGAGUAAGAACUGAAAGAUUUUCCGUGGACUUGUCUUGAGCUCUCGUUGCAUUUAAACACAUGCCUGAGAUGAAGAUCUUGUUAUGGUUUUAAUG